This is a messenger RNA of Seminavis robusta, 657 nucleotides long. NCBI's taxonomy places the organism in Eukaryota, Bacillariophyta, Bacillariophyceae, Naviculales, Naviculaceae. The record is from the annotation of a GenBank genome assembly.
AUGGCACGAUCUCUAUUAUUGGGCUGGAUGUUGUUUGCCGUGGUGGCGCAUCACAUGUCGAACGAUCAACAAAACUUGAAGAAAUUGCACCAGCGAUGGUUGGCAGCGUCGUCGUCGUCAACCGAAGACGGCUGCGUCUUGGCAGAAGAGUGCAAACUGUGCGAUGCCGCGUUACGAUCCGAGAUUACCGAGUGUCGGGAAACGGGUCGCGUCGAAAUUUGGAAAUGCUCCAACGAUGCCGGACUCCCAACAACAACAACGAUAGCAACUACUAGUACAACUACUACUAGUGUGUCUGCCAGUGUGGGAGUAGGUCCUCUCUAUCGUUCGUGCUUGAGAACCAAGUCGGAUGAAGAAUUCCUCAUGGUGCGCCUCCAAGUGAUUUGGGUGGUGUUGGGCACGGCCGCCUUUGUUCUGAGUAGAAAACAAAAAUCACUCUCGGCCAGUCUCUUUGAUCAACGCAAAUUGGCGAGUCAACAAGCACAAGCACAACAGCAACAACAAUCUACUACUAGCACGCCUGGACAGAAGAAACGAAGAACCAGUGCCUACAAUACAUCAUCAUCCGCAUUGACACACGAAAAUAAUAUUGAAAUGACCAAAAUCGAACAGCAAGAAACCAUGCCACUUACCAUGGAUGCCGUGGAUGUAGUCUGA